Molecule: messenger RNA, 2591 nt
Organism: Fundulus heteroclitus (mummichog)
Lineage: Eukaryota; Metazoa; Chordata; Actinopteri; Cyprinodontiformes; Fundulidae
Gene: abhd8b
Product: abhydrolase domain containing 8b
Exons: 5
Coding region: 309-1721 (470 amino acids)
Molecular function (GO): catalytic activity
Source: RefSeq, a predicted model, not a curated record
AACCCCCUUCUGACACAGACUGGGAGCUCUGGAGCGUUUCCAGCCGCCUCCCGGUACGAAGCUGCAGGACGGAGCUCCUCUGUGAUAUCUGGAUCCACCUCUGGCCCAUAGAGAGACAUGCUGUCAGCUGGCACAUACUGGCCGGCCGCCAUGUGGUGGCUCCCGACAGGCCAGCGAAAUCCAGAUAAAUUAGAUUAUUGGAUUGGCUACAACAGAUUAUAGCUCUCCUUCGAUGCUUCAUAAGAAAACGGCAGCAGUUUGAUCAUAGGAAGUUGAAUGACAUAGAGCCUUGAUAAAGACUGGCAGCCAUGCUGACCAGCUUUAUUGAAGGCCUCCUCUGCUGCCUCACCUCCAAACCGGCCAACACCGUGGCUCCCGUGGAAACCUCCGAACCCGCCGAUGGCUACGAGUUCGUGGAGGUGAAACCAGGCCGUGUCCUGCGGGUUCGACACAUCAUCCCUGACAGACCGGUGGUGGAGGAGCCCUCGCUGGGUGGGAUCGUAAGCUGCAAAAGAAAGAUCACAGUCUACCGCAACGGACAGCUGUUCAUCGAGAACCUGGGCGAGAGGGCGAGCGCGGAGCUGAAAACCUGCCAGAACGGAGAGACUGAACCCAACAGCACCGUGGAGGUCGAGCUCACAGACUGCCGCAACUCUUCGCCCCCUGUCAGCAUCCCGGAGGCCCGCUCAGAGUCUCUGACAGCUGGGAACAACGGGGCGUCGGAACCCGGGUCAGCGGGAGAGGCGCCCGCCGCAGGACAGGCCGAGCAGUCCCAGCAACCGCGGAAACGAAGGAGGAAGCCGAAGCGCGCCGUGGUGAUCGACUGUGAGAGGAGGAUAGCAGCGUGUAAAGGAACACAUCCAGAUGUGGCGCUCUUCUUCAUCCACGGGGUGGGCGGGUCACUGGACAUCUGGGGGAGCCAGCUGGACUUCUUUUCCCGACUCGGGUACGAGGUGAUUGCCCCGGAUCUGGCAGGCCACGGAGCAAGCUCGUCUCCACACAUAGCUGCAGCGUACACCUUCUACGCCCUGGCUGAGGAUGUGAGACUAAUCUUCAAGAGAUACGCAAAGAAGAGGAAUAUCCUCAUAGGACAUUCAUACGGCGUGUCUUUCUGUACGUUCCUGGCUCACGAGUUUCCAGACCAGAUUCACAAGAUGGUGAUGAUCAAUGGUGGUGGUCCCACAGCCCUGGAGCCCAGCCUGUGCAGCAUCUUCAACCUGCCCACCUGUGUGCUUCACUGCCUUUCCCCACUGUUAGCCUGGAGCUUUCUCAAGGCUGGCUUCGCUCGGCAGGGGGCCAGAGAGAAGCAGUUGCUGAAAGAGUACAAUGCCUUCAAUGUGUCGUCAUUCGUGUUGCGUGCCAUGAUGAGCGGUCAGUACUGGCCUGAGGGGGACGAGGUCUAUCACGCCGAGCUCACGGUGCCCGUCCUGCUGGUUCACGGCAUGCACGACAAGUUUGUCCCUGUAGAGGAGGACCAGCGCAUGGCUGAGAUUCUGUUAAUGGCGUUCCUGAAGGUCUUGGAGGACGGCAGUCACAUGGUGAUGCUGGAGUGUCCCGAGGUUGUCAACACACUUCUGCAUGAGUACUUCCUCUGGGAACCGAUCAACCUUCCGCCGCCAAAGAAAGAGCCCAAAGCCCGUCCGGAGACCGCCAAAGCUCAAACCGACAACACCAUUUCUGAGCCCACCAAGGUCCGGCCUGCGACGGCCAGGCAAAAUUAACCAAACGGAGAGGGAAGAGACAAAAGAAUGCAACCGACUAAGGCUAAAACUGUAUCAGAGGUGUAUGUGAAUCCUGGAUCAUGCACUUCCAGCAGAACAGAGCUGGUUUGAAUCAGAUAGAGAGCCAAAAUGGCCAAUUUAUCUGAGCUCCUCUGGGUGAAAGUUGGGUUUGUGGAGGUGAGGCAUUACCAGGACUUUGGGUUUGGUUUCAGGUGGUGUUUGAGGAAGAGUGCAGCUCACAGGAGCUUAACCGUUCAACAGAGGAUGAUGUGGGUGUGCCUUGAAGUGAUCAGGAAAAUUUGAAAAGUCACACAACAAAACAGUGGUGAAAUUCAACCAAGUGAUCCACUAGGUCAGUAGCUAUGAUGGCUAUGUUAUGAACGUUGUUAUGAAACUGGCAGGUCCAGAAGGGAAACAGGGACAUCUUUGUCACCAGCAGCACUUUCCAUCGCGUUCUUGGGGAUCCCAAGGUGUUGCCAGGGAAGCUCGUGGUCUCCUCCCAGGAAGACGUGUCCUGAGAACCUCCAAAGGGAGGCACCCAGGUGCCCAGAUUCCCAAACUUCAGCUAACUCCUUUCACUGUGAAGGAGUAGGACCUCUGCUCUGAGCUCCCCCCAGAUGACCGAGCUCCUAAUCCAAUCUCUAAGUCUGAGUACAGACAGCGUACAGAGCGAAAUCAGUCCCUUCUGUCCAGGAUCUCAUUCGUUAGAGAAUUACUGGCUCUGUAUCUGAUGGUUUUUGGUUCAGCUACAAAUCAGAGCACAGUCCGCAUUACUACGCAUGAGGCCCCAGUACAUCUACACAUCUCGCUCCAUCCUGCCGUCACUCAUGAGCAAGGAACCAAUAUACAAGAACUCAUCCACUUAAGGCA